CCAAUGUCCCCCGUCAUCAGCAGUCUUGACGGCUCAAAGGCCACCGUUAGCGUUACCUCCGGCUUCACCAUCGCCAACUCUCUCAAAGUCGGUGCUAGUUUCAGUAUUCCUAUCAUCAAGGAUAUUCUUACCGCUUCAUUGAGUAUUGAUUAUACCGAGACUUGGACUUCAAGCCAGCAGCAGUCACUGUCUUUCCAGGUCCCCGAAAACCACCACGGUCUCAUUGUCAGCCAGCCUUAUGUCCGACGUGUUCAGGGCAAUGUUCUUGACGGAUGCGGUGAUGAUAUCGAGAAGACGGAGUUUACAUCGGAAUCGUACGAGAGUCAGACUUAUGGAAACCUUGAAUGGGUUAAGGGUAUUAUUCGUCUAUGCAGCAGCGAAACUUACCCCGUUCCUUUCUGCAAUGGUGAAGGCGAGCACAAAUAAGACCCUCAAGCUUAGAGCUCAG
This is a messenger RNA of Fusarium redolens, 448 nucleotides long. RefSeq lists its product as uncharacterized. The transcript has a single exon. NCBI's taxonomy places the organism in Eukaryota, Fungi, Ascomycota, Sordariomycetes, Hypocreales, Nectriaceae. The coding region runs from base 4 to 426 and encodes 140 amino acids. The record is from RefSeq and is a predicted model, not a curated record.